Messenger RNA from Anoplopoma fimbria (sablefish), 9613 nucleotides. RefSeq names its product mucin-5AC-like. Gene Ontology annotation, molecular function: protein binding. Gene Ontology annotation, cellular component: extracellular matrix. The transcript is spliced from 65 exons. Bases 1 to 9405 code for a protein of 3134 amino acids. The record is from RefSeq and is a predicted model, not a curated record. Lineage: Eukaryota; Metazoa; Chordata; Actinopteri; Perciformes; Anoplopomatidae.
AUGGCGCACAUCUGUAUCAACGGUACAGAGCUUGAGUGUGUCGCAGGCUUUAAGUGUUUGGGUGUCCACAUCUCUGAGCACUAUCUUUGGACCCUCAACACUCUUGUUGAGGGUCGCCUGGUCAAGAAGAGAGGAGAGGAGACUGAAGAAAGUCACUCUGUCUACACAGAUUACCUGGCCCCCUGCUAUAAAGAGCUGGGCCUCCCUCCCAUCUUUCUCAGAGAUCCUGUAGAGAAGCAAAUGGCUAUGGCUAACGAGUGGCUGCUAUGGCUGGCCCUGUCUGCCGUCGUAGCUGCUUGGCACAGCGAGGCAAAGUCUGCUGUGAACACGUUCGCCUCCAUGUACCAGAUUCCUGAAAAAAUAACAGGUGAGCUUGUUGGUUGUUGUACGGCCGCUGUUGUGGUAUCAUGUCCUGUCUCUGUAGGCGUGAGUCCCAUCCACAACGGCCAGGUUUGCAGUACAUGGGGCGACUUCCACUUCAAGACCUUUGAUGGAGAUGUUUUCCAGUUGCACUCCAGUUGCAACUAUGUCCUGACCUCUUCAUGCCGGAGCAGUUACAACGACUUCAACAUCCAGUUAAGAAGACAGGAGUCUGGUGGCCAUCACACCAUCAAAAGCAUCAUUAUGAAGCUGGAGGGCUCAGUGGUGGAGCUCUCUGAGGGCUCUGUGAUCGUUGAUGGACAAUCAGUCAUCCUACCAUUCGGUCAAGCAGGAGUGCUCAUCGAGAAAACUCCCACUUACAUCAAAGUCAAAGCAAAACUGGGAUUAGUUGCUAUCUGGAAUGAGGAGGACUCUUUUCUGGUGGAACUAGACCUGAAGUACAAGAACCAAACAUGUGGACUUUGUGGAGACUUUGAUGGGGUUCAGCACAAUGAAUUCUACAGUCACGGUGUGAAAAUAUCCCCUGUAGAUUUUGCUAAAUUCUGGAAAAUGGAUGGUCCAACUGAAAGCUGUUCUGACUACACCCUGGAAUCAACUCAAAGCUGCGACAACAUGAAACCUCUGUGUGAGCAGAUCCUUACAGGGCCAGCAUUCAACAGCUGUGACAGUCUGUUGGACAUUGCCCCCUUCACUUCGGCCUGUGUUGCGGACCUCUGCUACUGCAACAAUUCCAUAGAAGGACACACAGACCCCUUCUGCCUGUGCAACACUGUGUCAGAGUUCUCCAGACAGUGUAGCCAUGCCGGUGGAAAACCUCUCAACUGGAGAACCAAGGAGCUCUGCUGGAAGUCAUGUCCCAACAAAAUGGAGUACCAGGAGUGUGGGAGUCCCUGUGCUGAUACCUGCUCCAACCCAGAGGCCAGCCAAACCUGUGACAACCACUGCUUAGAUGGAUGCUUCUGCCCCGCAGGCCUGGUACUGGAUGAUUUAAACGGAAAGGGUUGUGUCCGGAUGAACGAGUGCUCCUGCAGCUACAACAGCAAGAUCUAUGGACCUGGGGAAUCCUACUCCAGUAACUGCAAAAAAUGUGUGUGUGAGAGUGGACAAUGGAAUUGUAAGGAGGAAAACUGUCCAGGAAUGUGCUCUGUGGAGGGCGGGGCUCACAUCAACACCUUCGAUGGAAAAGACUACACCUUCCAUGGAGACUGCUCCUACGUCCUGACAAAGGACUGCAGAGGAGACCAGUUUAUGGUUCAUGGACAACUGGUGCAGUGUGGAUUAACUGAGAGUGAAACCUGCCUCAAGUCUGUUACCUUGGGUCUGUCUGGAGGGGCUCAUGUGAUCACCAUCCAGCCCAGUGGCAAGGUCUUUGUGAACGGCAUCUACGCUCAGUUACCCUUCUCUGCUGCUGGGAUCUCCGCCUUCAAAGCGUCCUCCUUCUACCUGCUGGUGCAGACGUCUGUUGGUGUUCUGUUGGAGGUUCAGCUCCAGCCAGUCAUGCAGCUCCACGUCACAGUGACCAGUGACUACCAGGCCAAGACCUGUGGUCUUUGUGGGAACUUCAACAGUAACCAAGCUGAUGACUUCCUUAAGCUCAGUGGAGUUCCAGAUGCCACAGCAACCGGUUUUGUCAACAGCUGGAAGACACAUGCUGGUUGCCCUGAUGUUAAGAGCAACUUUGAGAAACCCUGCAGUCUUAGUCUGGAAAAUGAGAAAUACGCCCAGCACUGGUGCUCCAUGCUGAGUCACCCUGAAGGAGUGUUUGCCUCUUGCCACUCUGAGAUUAGCCCUGACUCGUACAAAGAGAACUGCAUGUAUGACAGCUGUAACUGUGAGAACAGCGAGGACUGCAUGUGUGCUGCGGUCUCCUCGUAUGUCCAUGCCUGUGCAGCAGCAGGAAUCCAGAUGAGCGGCUGGAGGAAGACCAUCUGUGGGAAAUAUGCCAGCUCCUGCCCCAGCAGCAUGAUCUACUCCUACAACAUCACGUCCAGCAGCCAAACCUGCCGCUGCUUCAGCAGCACAGACCUCAGCUGUCACUUCUCCUUCCCGCCCAUCGAUGGUUGUAUCUGUGCAGAGGGAACCUAUCUGGAUGACACUGGGAAGUGUGUCCCAUCUCAGGAGUGUCCCUGUUAUGACAAAGGCUCUGUGGUGCCUGCCGGACAAGUCGUCAACAAGGACGGGGUCAUGUGCACCUGUAAGGAGGGCAAGCUGGGCUGCAUUGGGGAAAAUAAAUCAUUUCCAAUAUGUCUUUUCUCAGUGGCCUGUGCUCCUCCCAUGGUGUUCUUCAACUGCUCUGAUAAUGGUCUGGCUGCAAAAGGAACGGAGUGUGAGAAGAGCUGCAACACAUUAGACAUGGCCUGUGUGACCACAGAGUGUGUGUCCGGCUGUACGUGUCCAUCUGGCAUGGUGUCUGAUGGUAAAGGAGGCUGCAUCCAUCCAGAGGCCUGUCCCUGUGUUCACAAUGGUGUGUCUUACGAGCCUGGACAAACCACAAAGGUGGAAUGCAAUACCUGCACUUGUAAAGACAGGAAAUGGGAUUGCACUACCAACCAGUGUGAUGGAACCUGUUCGGUCUAUGGCGCUGGACAUUACAUGACUUUUGAUCAGAAGCGCUUCACCUUUGAUGGCAGUUGUGAAUACAUUCUCACUCAGGACUACUGCGGCAGUGCUCAGAGUAAUGGAACCUUCCGAGUGCUCACUGAGAAUGUUCCUUGUGGAACAACAGGAACCACCUGCUCCAAGAACAUCAAGAUCUUCCUUGGGACUGCAGAACUGCUUUUAACAGAGGGAAGCUAUCAAUUGCUUUCAAGUGGAAAUGAAGAAACAGUUCCAUUCCAGUACAACACUAUGGGCAUCUACCUGGUAAUUGAAGCUAACAAUGGACUCAUUUUCAUGUGGGACAGGAAGACCAGCUUGUUCAUCAAGCUCAGCCCAAAAUAUAAGGGUCGUGUAUGUGGACUGUGUGGCAGCUAUGAUGACAAUGCAAAUAAUGACUUCACCACAAGAGGCCAUGCUGUGGUUGUCAACCCACUUGUUUUCGGGAACAGCUGGAAGGAUUCGCCAAGCUGCCCUGACGCUCAGAGCAUCACCAACCCCUGUACAGCAAAUCCAUACAGACAGGCCUGGGCCCAGAAACAGUGCAGCAUGAUACAGAGUGACGUCUUCUCUGCCUGCCACUCCAUUGUGGAUCCUGCUCCAUUUUUUGAAGCAUGUGUGUUUGACUCAUGUGCUUGUGACACGGGUGGAGACUGCGAGUGUUUCUGCACUGCUGUGGCUGCUUAUGCUGAAUCCUGUAAUCAAGCUGGCAUCUGUAUACCAUGGAGAACCCCAAAGAUCUGUCCUCUUUUCUGUGAUUACUACAAUCCCCCUGGUGAAUGUGAAUGGCACUACAUGCCAUGCGGAUCUCCUUGUAUGAAAACCUGCAGGAACCCCUCAGGCAGCUGCUCUACACAGAUACCUCCACUAGAAGGUUGCUAUCCAAAAUGUCCUCCUGCGCAACCCUACUUUGAUGAGGAUACAAUGACAUGUGCUUUGAGAGAACAAUGUGGCUGCUACGAUAAAGAGGGGAGACACUAUAAUAAUAGUGCCAAAGUGCCAACAACUGAAAACUGUCAAACAUGCUUCCCUACACUGGGAACUCCAGGAGGAGACAAUGAAACCUACGAAAAGAUUAGAGAGGCAGGGCACAAGAUAUGUGCCAAGCCAAGCCAGAUCCAAUGCAGAGCUGAGAAAUUCCCUAAUGUCACCAUUGACAAUGUGGGACAAGUGGUGCAAUGUAAUCUGGCUGAGGGGCUGACAUGCAGAAAUGAGGACCAGUUGGGACAGCUGGCCUUAUGCUUUAACUACCAAGUCAGAGUUCUGUGUUAUGCUGUGGAUGUCUCAACUCCUUCAACACCUUCCACAACAGUUCCAACUACUACACCUUCAACUACGCCAACCACCACAUCACCCAAAACUACUAAAACGACCAUCCCUCCUGUUACCACAACUGAAACAAUAACUACAAGUCAGCCACCUAUAACUACACCUUGCCCUGGGGGACAUGAUAUGACAUGUGGUUGGUCAGAAUGGAUUAAUCUUGGCAAGCCGACAUCAGGCCCUGAUGGUGGAGAAGAUGAAUCCAUCCAGAAAAUAAUCUCUGCUGGUUAUCAUGUAUGCUCAGAUCCUGAAGAAGUCCAGUGUAGAGCUGUCCUUUACCCCCACAUGUCCAUGUCACAGAUGGGUCAAACUGUGACUUGCAAUAAAGAAGUUGGGCUCAUGUGCAUUAACAAACAACAAGGGCUUCAGCAACAGUGUUUUGAUUAUGAAAUUCAAUUGAAAUGCUGUGGAUGUCCAACUCCGUCAACUCCUUCAACACCUUCCACAACAGUUCCAACUACUACACCUUCAACUACGCCAACCACCACAACUUCUACCACAACACCGGUUCCAACUACUACACCUUCAACUACGCCAACCACCACAACUUCUACCACAACUACAUCACCCAAAACUACUAAAACGACCAUCCCUCCUGUUACCACAACUGAAACAAUAACUACAAGUCAGCCACCUAUAACUACACCUUGCCCUGGGGGACAUGAUAUGACAUGUGGUUGGUCAGAAUGGAUUAAUCUUGGCAAGCCGACAUCAGGCCCUGAUGGUGGAGAAGAUGAAUCCAUCCAGAAAAUAAUCUCUGCUGGUUAUCAUGUAUGCUCAGAUCCUGAAGAAGUCCAGUGUAGAGCUGUCCUUUACCCCCACAUGUCCAUGUCACAGAUGGGUCAAACUGUGACUUGCAAUAAAGAAGUUGGGCUCAUGUGCAUUAACAAACAACAAGGGCUUCAGCAACAGUGUUUUGAUUAUGAAAUUCAAUUGAAAUGCUGUGGAUGUCCAACUCCGUCAACUCCUUCAACACCUUCCACAACAUCACCCAAAACUACUAAAACGACCAUCCCUCCUGUUACUACAACUGAAACAAUAACUACAAGUCAGCCACCUAUAACUACACCUUGCCCUGGGGGACAUGAUAUGACAUGUGGUUGGUCAGAAUGGAUUAAUCUUGGCAAGCCGACAUCAGGCCCUGAUGGUGGAGAAGAUGAAUCCAUCCAGAAAAUAAUCUCUGCUGGUUAUCAUGUAUGCUCAGAUCCUGAAGAAGUCCAGUGUAGAGCUGUCCUUUACCCCCACAUGUCCAUGUCACAGAUGGGUCAAACUGUGACUUGCAAUAAAGAAGUUGGGCUCAUGUGCAUUAACAAACAACAAGGGCUUCAGCAACAGUGUUUUGAUUAUGAAAUUCAAUUGAAAUGCUGUGGAUGUCCAACUCCGUCAACUCCUUCAACACCUUCCACAACAGUUCCAACUACUACACCUUCAACUACGCCAACCACCACAACUUCUACCACAACACCGGAAUGGAUUAAUCUUGGCAAGCCGACAUCAGGCCCUGAUGGUGGAGAAGAUGAAUCCAUCCAGAAAAUAAUCUCUGCUGGUUAUCAUUCACCCAAAACUACUAAAACGACCAUCCCUCCUGUUACCACAACUGAAACAAUAACUACAAGUCAGCCACCUAUAACUACACCUUGCCCUGGGGGACAUGAUAUGACAUGUGGUUGGUCAGAAUGGAUUAAUCUUGGCAAGCCGACAUCAGGCCCUGAUGGUGGAGAAGAUGAAUCCAUCCAGAAAAUAAUCUCUGCUGGUUAUCAUGUAUGCUCAGAUCCUGAAGAAGUCCAGUGUAGAGCUGUCCUUUACCCCCACAUGUCCAUGUCACAGAUGGGUCAAACUGUGACUUGCAAUAAAGAAGUUGGGCUCAUGUGCAUUAACAAACAACAAGGGCUUCAGCAACAGUGUUUUGAUUAUGAAAUUCAAUUGAAAUGCUGUGGAUGUCCAACUCCGUCAACUCCUUCAACACCUUCCACAACAGUUCCAACUACUACACCUUCAACUACGCCAACCACCACAACUUCUACCACAACACCGGAUGGUUCCAACUACUACACCUUCAACUACGCCAACCACCACAACUUCUACCACAACACCGGUUCCAACUACUACACCUUCAACUACGCCAACCACCACAACUUCUACCACAACACCGGUUCCAACUACUACACCUUCAACUACGCCAACCACCACAACUUCUACAACACAACACCGGUUCCAACUACUACACCUUCAACUACGCCAACCACCACAACUUCUACCACAACACCGGAUGGUUCCAACUACUACACCUUCAACUACGCCAACCACCACAACUUCUACCACAACACCGGUUCCAACUACUACACCUUCAACUACGCCAACCACCACAACUUCUACCACAACACCGGUUCCAACUACUACACCUUCAACUACGCCAACCACCACAACUUCUACCACAACACCGGAUGGAAAACUACUAAAACAACCACCACACCUUCUACCACAACUGAAACACCGGGUACAACUCAGCCACCCAAAACUACUAAAACGACCGUCCCUGCUGUUACCACAACUGAAACAAUAACACCUUCCACAACAGUUCAAUCUACAACACCUUCAACUACGCAAACAACCACAACACCCUCCACCACAAUCGAAAGAAGGACUACAACAACUGCAACUUCUACAAUCACGAUACUGACCUCAACUGAGAUAUCUAUAGUGACAGGAGAAACCACUCAUCCACUUACUAGCCCACUUUGCCAUUGCUUCCAUAAUGGUACAUACUUCAACCCCGGCUCCAUAGUCUACAAUGUGACGGACAAUGAUGGCUACUGUUACUUAGGGCGCUGCGAUGAGAACUGUCAAAUAGUAUCCGAAGACAGACUUUGUUAUCUGGACUGUCUUAAUCCUCCAAGUCAGAAUGGUGAAACUUGGAAGGUGAGUAACUGUGUAAACGGAACAUGUAUUGAUGGAAAGGUGAUCCAUACCUCUAAAGAGUGUCCACCUCAAAAGCCUGUAGUGUGCGCAAAUAAUUUCCCUCUUGUCAAAGUGUCGGAUGAUGAUGGAUGCUGCUCUCACGAUGAAUGCCAAUGUAUUUGCUACGGAUGGGGAGACCCCCAUUAUGUCACCUUCGAUGGAACUUACUAUGAUUUUCAAGGCAACUGUUCCUACUGGCUGGUGAAAGAGAUCUUGCCCAAAUACAACUUUAGUGUUAUGAUUGAUAACAAGUACUGCGGGGAUGGCUUGUCCUGUCCUCAGUCCAUCACUGUCUUCUACAAAAGCAACAAGAUCUUUAUCACACAAAAGGAUAUCAAUGGCACUUUCUUAAAUCAGGUUUCUCUGAAUGACAAGCGUGUAAGUCCUGCGUACCAGAAUGGUGACUUCCGUAUAAUCACCACCGGCAUUGAAACAGUGCUUGUCAUCCCUAAAAUCGGUGCCAGAGUCACUUUCUCAGGGCUUAUUUUCAGUAUCUACCUGCCCUAUAGUGAAUUUGCCGGAAACACCCAGGGACAGUGUGGUACAUGUGACAACAACCGGACAGAUGACUGCAUGUUGCCCAGUGGAAAAAUAGAUCCAUCAUGUCCUGAUAUGGCACACAAGUGGCAAGCCAAUGACAGUUACUGUGAUCGAGUUCAGCCUACACCUACACCUGCGCCUGAUUACUGCAAUACAAGCAUCUGUGAGAUCAUCAAAAGCAGUGUGUUUGAACGUUGCCACAAUAUAGUUGACUACACUCCAUUUGUUACGGCCUGUGAGUUUGACAUUUGCCAGUUGCACAUUAAAUACAUUGGCUGUACCAGCUUACAAACCUAUGCUGAUGCCUGUGCUGAGUCUGGAGUGUGUAUUGACUGGAGGAGUGCCACCAAAGGAAUCUGUGAAUAUAAAUGCCCGAGUCCCAAGGUGUAUCACGCCUGUGGCCCUCAGGUGGAGCCUACCUGUGAUUCCUGGUAUAACCAGAAAUUCAUCUAUACUGAAAGUGUAUUCAGUGCCAUGACACAAAUGCAGCUGGAGGGUUGCUCCUGCCCAGAUGGAACCACCCUCAUCUCAUCCAGCAUUGAUGAAUGUGUGCCCACUUGUGAAAUUUGUCGGCUGCCAAAUGGAAAAUGGAAACUUGCCAAUUCAACAUGGAUAGAAGACUGUAAGGAGUGCAUAUGUGAGGAGGGCACAAUGCAGGUCAUCUGCCGUCAUGUGUCCUGUCCAGCCGAGCCAUCCCUAAGCUGUGACCAAGAGGGUCAGGUUGAGGUCACUGUUGGCUGCUGUCAAAAGUGUGAGUGUAAUAAGAUGCUGUGCCCUGCUGCGCCCAUCUGUCCUGUUGGUUAUACUCAGAGCAUCACUAAGGGAGUCUGCUGUAACAAUACUUCCUGCGAGUCUAAAAAUGUGUGUGUUUUCCAAAACAAUGAAUAUCAGAUUGGAGACCUGGUGCCCAUGAAGCCAUGUGAGAAGUGCAGUUGUAGUAAAAACAGAACAAUAGAAUGUCAGCCGACACCAUGUGACACACACUGCCCUGUGGGUUUUGAGUAUCAGAUCAUUGCUGGCCAGUGCUGUGGGAUUUGUCUCCAAACAAGCUGCGUUGUAGCGCUGUCAAACUCCACACACACAUUAAAGCCUGGCACCUUUUGGAGUCCUGCUGAGAACCCCUGUGUGAAGUUUGAGUGUGUGAAGAUCGCUAAUCAGUUCAUCACCAUAGAGGCCAAGACCAUGUGUCCUCUAUACGACCCUAAAGAAUGCAUACCGGGAACAGAGACCAUAGCUCCCGACGGAUGCUGCCAUGUCUGUAUUCCAAGGGGUCGUUCAUGCAACGUGUCCACCACUACUGUGUACCUGGAGAGCCAGGGCUGCCACGCCAAAGAAAUGGUCAAUGUGACAUCCUGUAGUGGAGCAUGUGGCACCUUCACCUUCUACUCUACCAAAAUGAGAGCCUUGCAGCACACCUGCUCCUGCUGCCAGGAGGUUGCUACAUCUGAGCGGAAGGUCCAGCUGUCCUGCCCUGACAACACAGAGAUUAGCUACACCUACAUCCACAUCGACACCUGCGGGUGCCUCAAGACAGAAUGCUCUGUGCCUGGCCCCAGCAAGCUGGCGAGUACUACCUCCAACGUCAAGUCCCGUCGACGCAGGAGAUGAGGCAAAGACCAGGACAACCACAUGAAUUUGCCACUGAUGUAAUGAACAAGAAUGAAUAGGACCAUAACUGAACAGUCAUAAUUGAAUCAAUAUUAACAUCAUAUGCAUAUAUAAUUACUGUAUUUAUGUCUAAUGUAUUAGCAUACUUAGUUUUAGCUUGAUAAGAUUAUAAACCCACAAAGGAACGCAUUAAUAAAGAUCAUACUGU